CCAGGCUAUAAAGAGAUGGCGAAGAGGAGCGCAGAGCCUCUAAGCGAUCAGGCUGCAGACAACAUGAAUCUCCUGCUCCUGGUGUUGGCGUCAGUGGCCACAGCCAACAUAGUUGUUCCCCGGAACUUAUGGCAGUUUCGGAACAUGAUCAAAUGCACUAUUCCGGGCAGUGACCCCUUGAAGGAUUAUAACAACUAUGGCUGUUACUGUGGUUUGGGGGGCAGUGGAACCCCCGUGGAUGACCUGGACAAGUGCUGCCAGGUCCACGACAACUGCUACUCUGCAGCCAAGAAGCACCCGCACUGCAAGUUCCUCCUGGACAAUCCCUACACCAAGACCUACGCCUACAGCUGCUCUGGCACCUCCAUCACCUGCAGCGAGAAGAAUAAUGAGUGCGAGGCAUUUAUUUGCGAGUGUGAUCGCAACGCAGCUAUCUGCUUUUCAGGAGCUUCAUAUGACCCAACCAAGAAGAACCUAGACACAAGCAAACACUGCUAGUGAAACCUGUUGGCCCACUCCUGAAGGGCUGACACACCUGAGUGCCCCUGGAUUCUCUGGGGAAAGGAGGGUGAUAGUUGACCAGACAGGAGUAUUCU
This is a messenger RNA of Pogona vitticeps (central bearded dragon), 596 nucleotides long. It is a transcript of the gene PLA2G1B, whose product is annotated as phospholipase A2 group IB. NCBI's taxonomy places the organism in Eukaryota, Metazoa, Chordata, Lepidosauria, Squamata, Agamidae. Gene Ontology annotation, biological process: fatty acid biosynthetic process; lipid catabolic process; phospholipid metabolic process. The record is from RefSeq and is a predicted model, not a curated record. Gene Ontology annotation, molecular function: signaling receptor binding; phospholipid binding; calcium ion binding.